GUCAUGGAGCGUGCAUGCCAUGAGCCAUGAGAGUUAACUGCGGUUUUGCGCGUUCUUCAUUUCUAUUGGAGCAGCAACAGGAGCAGGGUACUUUCUACGUGCACACCGCCUACUACUAGUGUCGCCUUCCAAAGGUGACUGCAAAUUGGCUAACGACGUUGCUAGUACUAUCUGUCGACUCAGGUGGAUACAGUGGUUAGGGAGAGCAGUUGACAGUGACAUCCGUUUGAAUUGGUGUCUAGCUAUCUAUAUUAUUUAGCACAAUGACAGCUGCUUCGGACUCCGUAAAGCCCAAAACCUCUCCUAAAGCCAUAAAGUUCCUCUUCGGUGGGCUUGCCGGUAUGGGGGCGACGGUGUUUGUGCAACCGCUUGACCUGGUAAAGAACCGCAUGCAGCUGAGUGGGCAGGGUUCGAAGGCCCGCGAGUACAGGACCAGCCUGCACGCUGUGGCCAGCAUCCUGCGGAAUGAGGGCAUCGGGGGCAUCUACACAGGUUUGUCAGCAGGCCUGUUGCGACAGGCCACCUAUACCACCACGCGGUUGGGCAUCUACACUAUUCUGUUUGAGCGGAUGACCAAGGCGGAUGGGACGCCCCCUAACUUCUUCAUGAAGGCUCUGAUUGGCAUGACAGCUGGGGCCACAGGGGCCUUUGUGGGGACCCCUGCUGAGGUGUCCCUCAUUCGCAUGACCGCUGAUGGCCGCUUACCCCCAGACCAGAGGAGGGGAUACUCCAACGUCUUCAAUGCUCUGAUCAGGAUAACUCGUGAGGAGGGGCUCACAACAUUGUGGAGGGGCUGCAUACCCACCAUGGCCCGAGCUGUAGUGGUCAAUGCUGCUCAGCUGGCCUCUUACUCCCAGUCCAAACAGGCACUGCUGGACACUGGGCAUUUCCAUGACGACAUUCUGUGCCACUUCUGCGCCAGCAUGAUCAGCGGCCUGGUCACCACUGCAGCCUCCAUGCCCGUGGACAUCGUCAAGACCCGGAUCCAGAAUAUGAGAAUGAUUGACGGCAAGCCAGAGUACAAGAACGGAUUGGAAGUACUGUUGAAGGUGGUGCGGAAUGAGGGUUUCUUCAGUCUGUGGAAGGGCUUCACCCCAUACUACGCCCGCCUGGGGCCCCACACAGUGCUCACAUUCAUCUUCCUUGAGCAGAUGAACAAGUUCUACAAAGCCUAUUUCCUUGACUCAUAAGACAUUAAAGUGUGGCUUGGCAACUCACUGAUGGACACCUUUAAAAACUGACAUUCUGCUUCACUCUGGUCGACACAUAUACACAGUCUUAUUCCUGUAAAUUAAUGCCAGACUGAUCUUAAGUCUAAUGCUGAAGUCUAAUGCUGUAUAGUGAAUCUCUUUCUGUCACAUUGACCAACAGACAUGGUCAGCUUCCCCCUGUAGGAAGGUGCCUUCUCUACCUCUCAUUGCCUUUGACACACAGACUAAGACACUUUCUCAUAGACCUGUUCAGUUUUAGUCAUAUUAAGGCUACUGACAGAGAUUGAAGGCAACACAGGCACCUAUGGAAAACCAUGUUUGUCAGCACUGUCCUCUGUUUCCAUCUCUUGGUCACUGUGGUCAACUGUGCUCCUAGGAAUUCAGAGAUUUAGAAGUAAACUUUGCUACAGAAAUUAUAUUUACACCACAGUAAAAUAUGUUUAUGCAACAGGAGACAGCACAUAUGGAUGUGUUAUGCUUUUACAUAGCACUUUUAGGGAUUGGCAAACUCAGUGAUACAGCCUACUCAGAUAUCUUGUCACAUGGAGGAAGCCUGUGAAAAUCCGUAGACUUGUCUUCCUGUGCGCUGAAGCCCUGUUUCAGCUAAUCACUGCAAUGUAACCAUUGUUACAAUUCCAACAGCAGGGGAAUCAUGAGUCCAGUGAAUGUUAGAAGCCUCCAAGCAAAGAGAGGACUGAAAGUGGGUCCGGUGGAGCCCCUCUUUCCACAAACAUCUAAGUGAAUAACCAAGCCUCUUUCCUGAAGCUGCUGUAUACAAAGACCAGUAGCCCAGUGUGUGUAAAAACAUUUUUUAAACUACAAUUUCACUGGUGGUUGAAAUUGCAAAACAUCACCGCACACCAGUAGAUGCCAUGCUUUUAAAAAUUAUUUAAAUAAUAUUUUCAAACCCAGUGCUACUUCUGCUGUAUAGUUGUCAGUCUCCUUCAAUGUCUGUACAUCUGAAUAUUAAUGUUGAAGGAUUUCAUGAACUAUGGAGCAUCAUGUAAUUUCAAUGUGGUUUUUUUUUUCCUUGAAAAAAAAAGAAUAAAAGUACAAAAAAUGUUUUUUCAUUUUUCAAAAUA
Messenger RNA from Conger conger (European conger), 2293 nucleotides. Its product is annotated as mitochondrial 2-oxoglutarate/malate carrier protein-like. Gene Ontology annotation, cellular component: mitochondrial membrane. NCBI's taxonomy places the organism in Eukaryota, Metazoa, Chordata, Actinopteri, Anguilliformes, Congridae. The transcript is spliced from 8 exons. The coding region runs from base 264 to 1190 and encodes 308 amino acids. The record is from RefSeq and is a predicted model, not a curated record. Gene Ontology annotation, molecular function: malate transmembrane transporter activity; antiporter activity; thiosulfate transmembrane transporter activity. Gene Ontology annotation, biological process: succinate transmembrane transport; oxaloacetate transport; mitochondrial transport.